GAAACAAACCUCCAAUUCAUUGCUAUGAAAAAUAUUAAUAGUACUUUUUUAAAGUUUAAACAUCAAAACUGCAAUUGAAUUAAAUUGUUAUUUCUAAUUUGAUUAUAUAAUUAUAAUAUAUUAUUUAGCACAUAUAAACUAAUUAAAUCAAAACCAUAUCCUGAAAACAUACCGUUUUGCAAUUAUUUUCUUUAAACCUAUGCUGUAAGUGUAAAACAAAACUAAAUCAUCAAAUUAAAUAACAGAAUAGUUUAUUACAACUGGCACUUGUAUAUUAUUACUUUAAUGUACUUAUUUUAGUAAUUUUGAAAAAAACAAGAGCUGAAUUUGAACUCAGAAAAUAAGAGAAAAAGAUUACCCUAAGGUGUUUACUUUCUUUGAUCUAUUUUUGAAAAAUGUUACUAAAUAAUGAAAUAACAUCAAUAGAAUAACAGAAAACUUUCAGUAACAUGAAAUUAAACAGGAUAUUUUGUAGUUCAAUAUAUGUGUAAUUGUCAUUAGAAAUUGACAGUUUAUAUACUGCAGAACUCAGUGUGUAUGCAUGUAUAUAAAUGCAAUAUAUAAUCUAUGCAUAUUUCAUAGAAAAAUAUAAAAGAUGCAUGUUCAAGAUAUAAUAUGAUAAUUAAAAUAUAUUUAAAUAUGUUACAUACUUUACAUAAAAUUAGAUUUACAUAUUGUAAAAUUUAUAAAAAAUUUAACAACCCUGAAAUACAUCUGAAUAUAUUAAAUGCUGUGUAUGCAUCUUCUAUGACUCACGAAUCUGCACUAACAAGAUGCUACUGUAGCAGCAGUUAUACUGGAACACUACGCAAGAACAGAUGUCUUCUAUAAGAAGCCCAAACAAAGGAUUAAGUAAUGAAGUAAUAUGGAUUCAAGAACAAUGAAAUAAAACAAUGAUUGGAAAUAAUAUUUUACAAUUUUACAUUUUGCAUGUUUGGAUAAAAGCAGUCAUAGCUGUAGAUAUUUCAUACUAUAUCAAUGAAGAAGACAGUCCUCACACCUAUAUAGGAGACAUUGCUGUUGACUCCAACUUAUCACACCCUCUCAAACAUGAGCAACGCACUCUCAUUACAUUUACACAACUACAAAGGACAGUCGAGAGUGGUUCUCAAUUAUUCAAUGUCACCAACUCAGGAAAACUCUACACUACUCAAACACUGGAUGCUGAGUCUCUGUGUACAUACAACAAGGAAUGUUCAAGGAUUCUUAAGGUUGCAGUGAGGAAAGCAGAAACGUUCAUAAAAAUAUUAAAGAUAAAAAUAUUAAUAGAAGAUAUCAAUGACCAUUCACCAGAAUUUCGAGAUGAUCAAAUAAAAAUACAAUUUGAUGAAACAGAUGCAAAAGGAUCAACAAAAUCAAUACCAAAUGCUGUUGAUAAAGACAUUAGCCUUCUAAAUUCUAAGAUUACAUAUAAACUGAAAGACAAAAGUAAGAAAUUCUCACUAUCCAUAUUUAAAGGGUUUGAUGGAGUAAACUUACUUAAAAUAACCCUAGAAGAAAUGUUAGACAGAGAAUUAAAAGACACUUAUACGUUACUGUUGAUGGCUAAAGAUGGUGGCUCUCCACAAAAAGAAGGUUCUUUGAAGAUAGAAAUCUCAGUUACAGAUGUCAAUGAUAACCAACCAAUGUUUACUCAGAAAUCAUAUAAUAUUUCCAUCAGUGAUACACAUCACAAAUCUUCUCCUGUUUUUGUUUUAUCAGCAACAGAUUUAGAUUCUGGCCAAAAUGGGAAUGUUACUUACUAUUUACAUAGAAAUACAAAUAAAUAUGCCAGAAAACAUUUCAAAUUGAAGAGUAAAUCUGGAGAAAUUUUCCUUAAUAAUAAUUUCUUAAGUAAUAAAGAAAGUAAAUACCAACUAUACAUUGAAGCCAGAGAUGGUGGAAAACCAUCUUUAAGUUCUACAACAAUAUUAAUUAUUAAUAUAAUUAACAAUCAGAAUAAUGCACCAACAAUAAAUAUAGAUUUUGUAUCUCCACUAACAAAAACUUCUACUGCUAUUUCAGAAGGAAGUAAAAUUGGAAGUUUUAUAGCUUAUGUUAUGGUCAUUGACACCGACAGUGGGCGUAAUGGACAAAUAAAAUGUAAUAUUCAUCAUAAAAUGUUCCAGCUUUCCAAUAUGGGUUCUAAAGAAUAUAAAAUAUUGGUGAAAGAACCUCUUGACAGAGAAACUAUAGAUCAUUAUAUUGUUUCUAUUGUAUGUCAUGACAUGGGAUCACCUCCAUUAAAGACUAAGAAACAGUUCUCUGUCAAAGUAACUGAUGUCAAUGAUGUAGAACCACAUUUUACCAAAGAGACAUUCCAAUUCCUCACCUAUGAAAACCAGAAAGUUGACUUCCCUAUUGGCUUCAUCAAUGCUACAGACCCAGAUCUUGGAGAUGGAGGCCAACUUACAUAUUCUAUCAUCAAUGAUAACAACAAUGAUAACAUUCCUUUCCAACUGACGAAAUAUGGAUUUAUUUCUACAUCACAACCAAUAGAUCGAGAAGUUAAAGACAUUUAUAAUUUACAGGUAUUAGUCAAAGACAACGGAAUGCCUUCUCUGAAUAACACUGCCAACAUUCUUAUAGAGAUUCUAGAUAAAAAUGAUAAUGCACCUUAUUUCAUCUUUCCUAAUAAUGACCCUUACAAUCUCGAUGUCCACUAUCAUCCACACAGUAAGAAGGACAUCACAAUUCUGAAAGCAUCUGACAAAGACACUGGAAACAAUGCUUUCCUCACAUAUGGAAUACUGAGAUCCAAUGAUAAAAAGCUGUUUACGGUGAACUCACACACUGGUGUGUUAUCUUUCUCUCGCACAGUUUACCAAAAUGAUGCAGGAACAUAUGAGCUGCAGUUUACAGUGAAAGACGGUGGUACUCCAGUUCAAUCAGCAACAACUGCUAUCAUACUAACACUGUUUGUUAGUAAUGAUACAUCUCCAAUGUUGACUGCUGUUCACUCACAGUCUGGUAACAACCUGAAUAUGACUUGGAUAAUUAUCAUUGUAGCAGCAGCUGUAAUACUAUCUGUGGCUGUUGUAGUGUCAAUAACAAUGUGUGUUUUCAGAUGUAUUAAUCACAUUAAUAAUUCACCUACAACAAAAGAUAAUCCAAAAUUUCUCUCUCAGACUGAAAUGAGACAAAUAUUGUAUCAGACCAACAAUCCUGUUGCAAUAACUCAGAAUGCUGAAGAGAUAUUUAACAGAAAUCUUCAGUCAAUAAACCCCAAAAGUCCAUAUUAUCCAGAGAUGGAACAAUCAGCCAAUGGAUGGAAAUUCGCAACAACACACAGAAGAUUACCAUCACUUCCUCAGAAUUAUAAUAAAGAUAUGGUAGAGGACCGAGCUGAACAAAAAUGUUAUAAUGAUAGUAUUAUCACAGCAAACAACUUGAAUGGCACUCUACCCUCACAUAAGGAACAGAACCGUGGGUGGAGUGAUGGUGACAUUACACAUCAAGUAUCUGGUAUAUCAGAAUACAGCAACUAUCACCCAAAUAUACCUCCAACACCAAAAUGUAAACAAGAACAAGAAACCUAUUUAGAGCCUGUAUGAUGUACAUUGUAUUUACUUUACACUCAUAACAAUAAAUGAUAUUUACUUCUCAGAACACAUAGAACAAACCAACAAAUAAUUUAGUAUUUCACUCAAAAUAUUUAAAUGUAUUCAUAAUUAUUAGAUAUAUAUUUAUUAUGAUAUUUGAAUAGAUUUCGGGAAUUUAUGUAGAAGUCAUAAAACUGACAUUAGUUUUAUUGAAGCCUUUGCAGCAUUGAUAAAAACAAAUAUUAAUAUAUCUUUCACACUGAUUACCAUUUUCAUUUCAAGAAUUUAUAUUUUCCACAAGUAAUCAAACAGAGAUGUCUUUAAGGUGCAAAAUACAUGAUAACCUAGUUUCACUUCCUUAGUUAUAACCAUCUUUCUUCAAAAAUAUCACUAAAGCCCAUUUCUCUUUCUCUAGCCAAAUCCUCGAAUUUUAUGCAGCUAUAUUUAGAGAGAAUUACUAUGGUCUCAAACAGUAAUGACAUCAAAAGAGAAAGGGCUAAUUACACAUGCAGUAGCAUUGAAAAUCCUUCUCACUUUUCACCACCCCACUAGCCUCUCCCUCUUCUCUUCUCCCUUUCUCUGUGACAUUGCAAUGCCAUAUAACCAAUUAUUUUGUUUUUUGCAAUAACUAAAACUUAAACAAAAUUAUUUAAGAUUUGAAAUUAUUAUUUCAUUACAAAAAUUCAUAUAUAGAUUUUUACUAAAUUUUUAACAUGAAAAUAAACUCUUUUUAAUAGUAAAAUGAUGAUUCCUAACAUAGGCACAGUUUCAAAUUUGGUGGGAAGGAUAUAGAUGAUUAAAUCAAACCUAGACUUGACAGGCCUAUGCAGAAUGAAAGACAAAUCAACUUUGGCAAGAUCUGAACUUA
This is a messenger RNA of Octopus sinensis (East Asian common octopus), 4389 nucleotides long. RefSeq names its product protocadherin beta-15-like. The coding region runs from base 894 to 3533 and encodes 879 amino acids. The transcript has 4 exons. Lineage: Eukaryota; Metazoa; Mollusca; Cephalopoda; Octopoda; Octopodidae. The record is from RefSeq and is a predicted model, not a curated record. Gene Ontology annotation, biological process: homophilic cell-cell adhesion. Gene Ontology annotation, molecular function: calcium ion binding. Gene Ontology annotation, cellular component: plasma membrane.